This is a messenger RNA of Daktulosphaira vitifoliae (grape phylloxera), 1977 nucleotides long. It is a transcript of the gene RunxB, whose product is annotated as runt-related transcription factor 1. The record is from RefSeq and is a predicted model, not a curated record. The coding region runs from base 235 to 1668 and encodes 477 amino acids. Gene Ontology annotation, biological process: regulation of DNA-templated transcription. The transcript is spliced from 5 exons. Lineage: Eukaryota; Metazoa; Arthropoda; Insecta; Hemiptera; Phylloxeridae. Gene Ontology annotation, cellular component: nucleus. Gene Ontology annotation, molecular function: ATP binding; DNA-binding transcription factor activity, RNA polymerase II-specific; RNA polymerase II cis-regulatory region sequence-specific DNA binding.
CGCCGCGAAAAAAACACUUUUUUAACAGUCAGUCGCGUCUGUCCGCCUGUCCUUGACACACUCAUCAUCCUCUCGGUCGCCUCAGCUAACGUGCCGAUCGCGUGACUUGUGUUUGAAAAAUUCGAUAUUUUUUCGAUAGCUACAAAUUAACUCGUUUAUUACUGAGUAUAAUUAAUUAAAUACACGUGAUUUCCAAACGUAAUAUAUAGGGCAAUCAUUGGUUGUCUACAAACAAUGCACCUAUCCGAGUCCAUGCGCAACCGGGAUGGGUUUUUAAAGGCAGAUGUGCUAGCAGAACGGACGCUUGAUAGUCUGUUAGCCGAGCACCCGGGUGAACUGGUCCGCACGGGCUGUCCACAUGUAGUAUGUACUGUAUUGCCCACACACUGGAGGUCCAAUAAAACGCUUCCAGUAGCCUUUAAGGUAGUAGCUUUGGGUGAAAUACCAGAUGGUACACCAGUCACUAUUCGUGCUGGAAACGAUGAAAAUUUUUGUGCAGAGCUUCGAAAUUGUACGGCCUUAAUGAAAAACCAAGUGGCCAAGUUUAACGAUUUGCGAUUUGUCGGCAGAAGUGGUAGAGGCAAAAGUUUCACACUUACAAUAAUGUUAAAUUCCUGCCCACCACAAGUUGCAACAUACUCAAAAGCAAUUAAAGUAACAGUUGAUGGUCCCAGAGAGCCUAGAUCAAAAACCAGCCUAUUAUUCAAUUCAUUUACAGGGAAUCAAGGAUUUCAUCCUUUCCAUUUUGGACCUAGACCAUUUCCCUUUAACACACCAUUAGACCCGAAUAGAAUAGCUGAACUACCAUUAAAAUUAUCAGGACUUGCUCACUCGUGGGGUUCAUCGCUUUCCAGGGCUUUGCCACCGACCGCAUACCCACCGUAUUUGGCAAACAAUUGCGGUCCAUCAACAUUUCAACACUCGAACUUCACCAACAUUUUCCCUUACAACGGGACCACCAACACCACAGUUAACACCGAAGGGAUUCACCCACAGCGGCCAGCGAUUAACUCAGAACCUGUAAGGGCAGAUACUUUGGGUCCAAUCAGUGUUAAUGUGAACUCUGAAGUUUCUGUUAAAAGUCAUAGAACAGGUAUAAGAGGUCAUAGAGGUCUUUUGACAACAGUCUCAAGCCACAAGAGACAUCAUAGGCGUCAUGCUAGCAGCAGACCAGAUCCGCUUCUUACAGUAAAAAGUAAUGUGGAUCAAACGCCGGCAGAAAUUUCGGAGCCCCCCCCUCCCACAUCAAAUGUUACAAAAAAACAAACGUCUGUUGAUUCAGCUGAUCUUUCAUCUUCUGGACGGCGAACUCCAUCAUCUAUUACUCAACCCGUACCAUUAGCACCAUCUCUUUUCAGCUUAUUUCUCAACGCACCACUUCUUCAGCCACAUACUCAAUGGCUUUACUCACAGCUCUACCCAAACCCAUAUCUCAAUCAUUUGCGAAACACUAUGAUUUUUGACAACGAGUCAACAGCUGCAGCAGUGGCGGCGGCAGCCGCUGUCGUCAAUCAAAACAACAACAACAAUGAAGAAGUAGUUUCUACCGAAAAAAAAUCACCGUCUAAUCUUAUGAACCAAGCGCCCUCUCCCUUCAUCGAGAAUACUAACGACUCGGUAUCAACUAAGACUAAUUUAAAACAAAUGGACGUAUGGAGACCGUACUAAAACCUUUUGUUUUAAAAGCUAAAAAAAAAUUCUGAAUAGUUAUAAUUCUUAUAACCUUGUUAUUUUUUAAUAAUUUUAUGCAUUGGGCAUCAUAAAUAUACAAGGAAUAUAAUGAUGAUUUUUGCUAUUAUGUGAUAAAAUAUACCGUCUAACUUUGUUAAAAACGUCUUUUAGAAAUAUGAAAAACCAUCAAAAUACAUUUUAUUGACUUUGUUUUAUUUCUAAGGUGAAUGAUAACUAAUUUUUACAAUUGUAAAAUUAUUGUUUAAUAUAUUAUAUGUAUAAUCAAGUUUAAAUGUAAUUGUUUUA